AUGUCCGGACUCGCUUCCGAGGAGGUCGCUGAGGACUACAAGAGUUCCCUCGAGGAUCUCACAGGAAAUGAUCGAUUCCAAAUCAGCAACCUGACGGUGAUCGCCAAGGAGAACACGGAACAUGCAAUGGCCAUUUCCCGAGUCCUGGAGAACCAUAUUCGAACAACUCCGCCGCAGCACAAGCUGCCUGCCCUGUAUGUAGUCGACUCGAUCGUCAAGAACGUGGGGACACCCUACACCUUGUUCUUGGGGCGGAACAUGUAUCAGACGUUUAUGAAUGCGUACACUCUGGUGGAUGCCCAGACUCGUCGCAAGCUGGAUGAGAUGUUGAAGACAUGGAAGGAGCCCGUGCCCGGUUCCCUCGACACUCGACCCGUCUUCCCCCCGGAUAUCACUCGCAGUAUUGAAAGUGCGCUCAUCAAAGCUCGAACGGCGGCAUUGCAACAGGAGCAAGCCCGCAGCAAUCUGCUCCAACGCGGUCGAGGGGGAGGUACUCCUCCGGCGAUGGCUCGGCCGGGUGUCAGCCAUCACGGCGUGAAUGGACAGAGUCAUCGGACCUUGACCCCACCUUCUGGUCACCGUCCAGGCAAUGAACUGGAUGCCCUCAAUCGCGACUUGGAGAGUUGUAUCCUCGCGGCUCGCAAUGACUUUGCCAGCGCUCCCUUUGAUCCCACCACACAACAACGAUUGAAAGCGCUGCUUGAUUUGCAAACCAUCAUGCGUAAUCAACAACUCACUCCCGACCAACUCCGGCUCGUUCGAGACCAAAUCUCCGCCUUUCGACCACAGACUUCAACGACGCAUCCCGGUCCCAGUGCUGUGGCAGCUCCGCCUCAGGCCCCUCAGGCCCAAAUAUCAACACCUCCAGCGGCUGCACCUAUCGUCCCUGUGGCUGCGACGCCGACACCUGCUCAGCAACCUGUCUCGCAGUCGCUCCAAAAUCUUUUGAAUUCGAGAACUCUGGCCGAGCUCAUUAAGAAUACCGCAAUCCGCCAACAGCCCACUCCACCGCCUCCCGUACCGCAGAUGGCCCCCGUGGCCCCUAUGGCUACGAUGCAUCCUCAGAUGUCGGCAACUGGCAGCAGUACGCCUCAGCCGGAUAAUCCUCUCAUCGCAGCUCUUCGAUCUCGAGGUAUCCUUCCUCCCGCUUCGGCACCACCUGCGAUGGGCCAAGCUCCUUCGGGGACUGGCGAGGCGUUGCCAUUUCUCAUUCCUGGGGGAAUGCGGCCUACAUCCUCGGUUCCCACUCCGCCUGUGUCGAUGACCGCGUCGUCAGUGGUUCCGGCGACCACUGCCUCUAUGAAAAUUCCUCGUGUCGCGCUUGUGGUUUCGCUCUAUGAGGCGAAAUCGAACCGAUGUGGUACUUGCGGACGCCGUUUCCCGGCGACGCAAGAGGGUAAAGAGAAAAAGGCCCGCCAUCUGGACUGGCACUUUAAGACGAACCAGCGCAUGUCUGAGGCCGCCAAGCGUGCUCAGACUCGCAGCUGGUACGUCGAUGAACGGGUAUGUAACAGCGAUCUUUCUCCGAAUCUUUUUGGUGUUUGCAUUGGACUGACGAGCAACUUUCUUUUGAUUACGUGUAGGAUUGGAUCAAAUCUCGUGAAGUCGAUGACGAUCAGCCAGCGGGCGAUGGCGAUGAUCACGCCGACGGAGAGUCUGGUCCCGAAGGUGCCAACUCCAAAACCGGACCCCCCGGCAUGGAUUCGAGCCCCCAACGAUGCCGCUCGUCGAAACACUCCUUGUCCCAUCUGUCAGGAGAAAUUCGAAUCGACAUGGUCGGAAGAUGUGCAGGAUUGGAUCUGGCAAGAUGCCAUUCAAGUGGGUACUCGCGUGUACCAUGCCAGUUGUUACGCCGAGGUCACCAAGGGUGGACCCGUUCCGCGAAGCUCCACGCCCCAGGCCCAGGUCCAGGCGCGAACCAGUACGCCCGACUCUGUGCUGGGUAAGCGCAAGGCCGAGACUAGCAAUUCUCCGGGCAAAACACGCAUCAAGACGGAGGUUUGA
Penicillium diatomitis is the source of this 2004-nucleotide messenger RNA. Its product is annotated as putative mRNA cleavage factor complex component Pcf11. Gene Ontology annotation, molecular function: mRNA binding; phosphatidylinositol binding; ubiquitin binding. Gene Ontology annotation, cellular component: mRNA cleavage factor complex; cytoplasm. Bases 1 to 2004 code for a protein of 667 amino acids. Lineage: Eukaryota; Fungi; Ascomycota; Eurotiomycetes; Eurotiales; Aspergillaceae. The record is from RefSeq and is a predicted model, not a curated record. The transcript is spliced from 4 exons. Gene Ontology annotation, biological process: termination of RNA polymerase II transcription.